Messenger RNA from Cicer arietinum (chickpea), 2262 nucleotides. RefSeq names its product sodium/hydrogen exchanger 2-like (gene NHX1). Gene Ontology annotation, molecular function: potassium:proton antiporter activity; sodium:proton antiporter activity. The record is from RefSeq and is marked provisional. Gene Ontology annotation, cellular component: plasma membrane. Gene Ontology annotation, biological process: proton transmembrane transport; potassium ion transmembrane transport; sodium ion import across plasma membrane. NCBI's taxonomy places the organism in Eukaryota, Viridiplantae, Streptophyta, Magnoliopsida, Fabales, Fabaceae.
ACACAAACUCUUUCAUUCAUAUUCAGAUUCGUCUUCUCUUCUCUCUCUCUCUCUCUCUCUCUCAACCAUUUUCUCUAUAUUUCUAGACCUUUGUAUUCUUCAUUUCAAUUUCUUUUCCAACUACCACCUCUCUUCAGCUUCACGUUUAAUCUCUCUCUCUCUCUAAUCAUUCAUUACUUUUCUUCUUCCUUUCGAGCUUCACCUCUCUAUAAUUCUACACCUUCAUUCAUCCAACCAUUUCAAAAUCUUAUAAUUCGAACAAGGGAUUGAUUCUUACCUUUCUCUGUUCGAAUUCUUUCAACAUAGGAUUCUUACUGGGAAUUCUAUUUUUUAUCACAAAAUUACAGAUUCUUCGUAAUGUUGCUAUCAACCGUUUUGAGAUUCUUUUGUUGAUGGGAUCAGAAGGUUCUUAAAAUGGACAGCUCAGAAACAUAAAUUUUGGAUCGUUAGUUAUUGACAACUCAGCAGCAAUAAUCCGAAUUUUGUGUUAAAUUUGCUUUUGCAAUUUAUUUAUUGUGGAGUGUGGACGACAUCAUGGCUAUUGAAAUUGCUUCUUUUGUCUCUAAUAAAUUGCAAAUGCUGGCCACUUCUGAUCAUGCUUCCGUAGUAUCUAUGAACUUGUUUGUGGCACUUCUAUGUGCUUGUAUUGUUCUUGGCCAUCUUCUUGAGGAGAAUAGAUGGAUGAAUGAGUCCAUCACUGCCCUUUUGAUUGGGAUUUGUACUGGUGUAGUCAUUUUGCUGUUUAGUGGUGGAAAAAGCUCGCAUAUUCUUGUUUUCAGUGAAGAUCUUUUCUUUAUAUACCUUCUUCCGCCUAUAAUAUUCAAUGCCGGGUUUCAGGUGAAAAAGAAGCAGUUUUUUCGCAACUUCAUGACUAUCACAUCGUUUGGUGCUGUGGGCACAUUAAUAUCUUGUUGCAUCAUAACUUUGGGUGCUACCCAAGCUUUUAAGAGGAUGGAUAUUGGACCGCUGGAACUGGGCGAUUACCUAGCAAUUGGAGCAAUAUUUGCCGCGACAGAUUCUGUUUGCACAUUACAGGUGCUAAAUCAGGAUGAGACACCUUUGUUGUAUAGUCUUGUGUUUGGAGAAGGUGUUGUGAAUGAUGCUACCUCAGUGGUUCUUUUCAAUGCAAUCCAAAGCUUUGAUCUCAACCGACUUAACCCUUCAAUUGCAUUGCACUUUUUGGGCAACUUCUUGUAUUUGUUUGUAGCAAGCACACUACUUGGGGUUUUGACAGGUCUGCUUAGUGCUUAUGUUAUUAAGAAGCUGUAUAUUGGCAGGCACUCAACAGAUCGUGAGGUUGCUCUUAUGAUGCUAAUGGCAUACCUCUCCUAUAUGCUGGCUGAGUUAUCCUAUCUGAGUGGUAUUCUCACGGUAUUCUUUUGUGGUAUUGUUAUGUCUCAUUAUACUUGGCAUAAUGUGACUGAGAGUUCAAGAGUCACUACCAAGCAUGCUUUUGCUACCUUGUCGUUUGUUGCCGAGAUCUUUAUCUUUCUUUAUGUUGGUAUGGAUGCCCUGGACAUUGAAAAAUGGAAGUUUGUUAGUGAUAGUCCUGGAACAUCUGUAGCAGCAAGUUCAGUAUUGUUGGGUCUGAUACUUCUUGGAAGAGCUGCGUUUGUUUUCCCCUUAUCCUUCUUAUCCAACUUGACUAAAAAAUCACCGUAUGAGAAGAUCUCAUUCAGACAGCAAGUGAUCAUUUGGUGGGCUGGCCUUAUGAGAGGUGCUGUUUCAAUGGCACUCGCAUAUAAUCAGUUCACCAUGUCGGGGUAUACUCAACUGCGUAGCAAUGCAAUCAUGAUCACCAGCACCAUCACUGUUGUCCUUUUCAGCACAGUGGUGUUUGGUUUGCUGACUAAGCCACUCAUAAGGCUUCUACUACCUCAUCCUAAAGUCACAACCAGCAUGACAACCACAGAGCCAUCUACUCCAAAAUCAUUCAUUGUCCCACUUCUAGGAAAUGCCCAAGAUUCUGAAGCUGAUCUCGAGGGCCAUCAAAUUCACCGUCCAAACAGCAUCCGUGCCUUACUAGCCACUCCAACUCACACUGUUCAUCGAUUAUGGCGUAAGUUUGAUGAUUCGUUCAUGCGUCCCGUCUUUGGCGGCAGGGGUUUUGUUCCUGUAGAACCUGGCUCACCAAGUGAACGCAAUGGUCAACAAUGGCAUUGAGAAGAGAAAGCCAGGAAAUGUUGUAAUAUGUGUUGUAUACUAUGUAUGAUUUGUGAAGAAUUAAGCAAUGUAUGUAUGCAUAAGAAGCUUGUAAUGAAA